AUGAGAGGUCUCAAAUUAAAAGUCAACGCUUCGGAGAAUGAAGCACCUCCGAGAGAUUUUGAUAUUACUCAAAGCGGAUCCUUCACGAAAGGAGAUUUUAAAAUUAAUCAGAACUGGAAGAAUAUGUCUUUGAAUGAUUUGGAGACCAAGCACUUGUUGGGAAAGGGUUCAUCGGGAAAUGUCUAUCUUGUAUGUCAUAAGGCCUCUGGGCAAUUAUUCGCUCUGAAGUAUAUCUCUGUUUUUGAUGAUCAGAAAAGAAAGACCAUUAUCAACGAGUUGCAAACGUUGUAUUCAGCUUCGAGUGAGCAUUUGAUUGGAUUUUUUGGAGCUUUUUAUCAAGAGGGAAAUAUUCAAAUAGCCCUCGAGUAUAUGGAAGGAGGCUCCUUGAGCGAUAUUAUUAAAACAGUUCAAGGGCCAAUCCCAGAACCUUUUUUAUCUCGCAUCAUGCAACAAGUCAUGUUGGGUCUGAGAUAUUUGCAUAAAGAGCGUCACCUUGUACAUAGAGAUUUAAAACCAGGAAACAUAUUAUUCAACAGUAAGGGUCAAUUUAAAAUUUCAGAUUUUGGAGUAAGUGCUGAAUUGGACCACACGGGAGCUGAGUGUGGAUCCUUUGUGGGAACUGUCACUUACAUGAGUCCUGAGAGACUUGAAGGGAAAAAGUAUUCAUUCGCGAGUGACAUUUGGGCUUUGGGAAUUAUUGUUUUAGAGUCAGUCACUGGAAAAUUCCCAUUCAGAGAUGAACACGACAAACCAAUCGGAGUAUUCUGGGAAUUAUUGAACACGAUCAAAAUGAAAGCUCCUCCUUCACUCUCUCCUCAUCAAGGGUAUUCCAGCGAAGUGUGUGACUUUAUUGCCCUCUGCUUACAAAAAGAUCCAAAACAAAGAGCAACCGUUUCAGAAUUAUUAGAACAUCCUUUCAUCACCAAACAUUGCUCCAACUCUCCAACAAGUGGUGCCGAGUGGCAACAAUAUAAUAAUUGGAUUGACACUCUCAUCAAAAUUCGAUCUCAAACUGAAAAGUAUGUUCAGAGCGAGCAACAAGAAAAAACUCAUUCCUUAGAAACAAAGUUGAAGAAGCUUGUUCUCUGA
Messenger RNA from Naegleria fowleri, 1089 nucleotides. RefSeq lists its product as uncharacterized. Bases 1 to 1089 code for a protein of 362 amino acids. The transcript is spliced from 2 exons. Gene Ontology annotation, molecular function: ATP binding; MAP kinase kinase activity. The record is from RefSeq and is a predicted model, not a curated record. Gene Ontology annotation, biological process: MAPK cascade; protein phosphorylation. Lineage: Eukaryota; Heterolobosea; Eutetramitea; Acrasida; Naegleriidae.